GUUAUUGUUGUGAACAAGUUGCAAAGCGGAGUGGCUUAUUUUGAUUUUGUUUUUCCAAGUGUUGGGAAGGCGGGUGGGUUGCUGAGCAGGAGCGACCAACCAGCGCCUAUGGGAGAGACGCUUCUCCCGCCAUGUCCCUGAACCAACCCAGCAGCAGCGAUGCGUGCCUGAGCAUUGUGCACAGCCUGAUGUGCCACCGGCAGGGUGGGGAGAACGAGUCGUUCGCCAAGCGGGCCAUCGAGAGCCUGGUCAAGAAGCUGAAGGAGAAGAAGGACGAGCUGGACUCCCUCAUCACGGCCAUCACCACCAACGGCACACAUCCCAGCAAGUGCGUCACGAUCCAACGCACCCUCGAUGGCCGCCUGCAGGUGGCCGGGCGCAAAGGCUUCCCUCACGUGAUCUACUCCCGCCUGUGGCGCUGGCCGGACUUGCACAAGAACGAGCUCAAGCACGUCAAGUUCUGCCAGUUCGCCUUUGACCUCAAGUACGACAGCGUCUGUGUCAACCCCUACCACUACGAGCGGGUGGUGUCUCCGGGCAUCGGACUGAACAUCCAGAAUACAGCGCCUCCGCCGCGGCUCGUGAAAGAGGAAUUCAUUCCCGACUGCAUCCAGAUGGAGGUCCCGACUCCUCCAACGGUAGAUCACACGGGCCCUGUGAUCAAGGCUGGCCACCCUCAGGCAGAGCCCUACCAGCCCUUAUCGCCCCUGCAGCUUCCGGAACCACCCCAUCCUACUGCUGGCAUCUACCCUGCUUUGCCUUUAUCUCCCCCAGGCCCUCCUGGGGGGGCACUGCUCCCUCUCCUUCAUGGUGAGGGUCUUCUUCAGAUCUCCAGCCCCUCGCACCCCCCAGCCCCUUCUCCGGCUCCCCCGAGCUCCCAGCAAAAUGGGUGUGCCCCCAAACUGCCCUACCAGAAUUCGGCAACCAGCUGGCCAGGGAACGGCAGCACCCCAAGCUACAGCUCCGGUGGGAGGAGCCAGGAGCCCACCCCGCCUCCGCUCCCCACUCCCCAGCAGCAGCAGAACGGACGGAGUUACCCUCAGCCUCCUCUUCACCAUUCAAACCAUUACUGGCCUGCUCAUCACGGUUCGCCUCCUUACCAGUCGCCAGUAUCCAGUCACCCUGGCCCUGAGUUCUGGUGCUCAAUCGCCUAUUUCGAGAUGGACGUUCAAGUGGGCGAGAUCUUCAAGGUGCCCGCCAACUGCGCCGUGGUCACUGUCGACGGAUACGUGGACCCUUCGGGCGGCGACCGCUUCUGCCUGGGGCAGCUCUCGAACGUCCACCGCACCGACACCAGCGAGCGCGCCAGGCUGCACAUCGGGAAAGGAGUCCAGCUGCAGUGCCGUGGUGAAGGCGAUGUCUGGAUGCGGUGCCUGAGCGACCACGCCGUCUUCGUGCAGAGCUACUACCUGGACCGGGAGGCCGGGCGUGCUCCGGGGGACGCUGUGCACAAGAUCUACCCUGGCGCCUACAUCAAGGUCUUUGACCUUCGCCAGUGCCACCGCCAGAUGCACCAACAAGCAGCGACAGCGCAGGCAGCGGCGGCGGCUCAGGCGGCGGCUGUGUCGGGGAGCAUCCCUGGGCCUGGCUCCGUGGGGGGCAUCGCACCAGCUGUGGGCCUCUCGGCGGCAGCUGGCAUUGGCGUCGACGACCUCCGCCGCCUGUGCAUCCUCCGGCUGAGCUUCGUCAAGGGCUGGGGGCCGGACUACCCCCGCCAGAGCAUCAAACACACCCCCUGCUGGAUCGAAGUGCACUUGCACCGUGCCCUGCAGCUCCUGGAUGAGGUCCUCCACACCAUGCCCUUAGCUGACCCGGGCUCCAUCAACUAGAUUAAAAUGCAAGGCAAGGAAGACAGAGGGGUUCUCCCCGAUCCCGCAGCCUCUGGGGUUUGCAGAGGGCGGGGAUUGCCGCCGGCGCUGCGAAGGAGACUCUGGCCCCCAUGCUCAUGAAAGCAGUGGGGGGCAAGUUCCCUGGGGCCCCCGAAAGGACCGAGACGGCGGAAUUUGCCCUCGAACAUGCCCUGCCACCUUUCGAGGGGGUGCCGCGACUUUCUCUGUUCCCAGACCAGCGGCGGAAUGAAUGACUUCGAAGGGCGUCACCUUUCUGGCCAUCUCAAAGGACUGGUCCAUUUCUCUCCAGCUUUUCUCUUCUGGGUCGCUCCUGAGCGCCAACGACCCGGUUGCGGCUCGGCUGAGCAGCUGAGAAUCGCCGGAGAAU
Molecule: messenger RNA, 2217 nt
Organism: Lacerta agilis (Sand lizard)
Lineage: Eukaryota; Metazoa; Chordata; Lepidosauria; Squamata; Lacertidae
Product: mothers against decapentaplegic homolog 4-like
Exons: 12
Coding region: 132-1829 (565 amino acids)
Biological process (GO): BMP signaling pathway; regulation of transcription by RNA polymerase II; SMAD protein signal transduction
Cellular component (GO): heteromeric SMAD protein complex
Molecular function (GO): DNA-binding transcription factor activity, RNA polymerase II-specific; I-SMAD binding; RNA polymerase II cis-regulatory region sequence-specific DNA binding
Source: RefSeq, a predicted model, not a curated record